UUUAAAAUAGAACUUUUAGAAAUAUAAAAAUAUACUGCGAUUCCGUGUGUCUAGUUUAAUUAUUUGUAAUUUGCUAAAAUGGCGCGUGCAGUUCUUUGCAUGGCCGUUGCUUGCAUUAUAGUGCAAUGCGUACUCUCUGCGAAAUUUGAUGCAGAGAAUCGUCGUCUCAUUCUCGAUAUUAAAGAUCAAAAAACCACAAAUAAUCAAUAUUAUUCGUCAAACUUUGACACGAAUGCCUAUCGUUACGGUUACGAUAUCGGUAAAACUGGUAAUUUCCAUCAUGAAACUCGUGGUCCUGAUGGUGUUACUUAUGGCUGCUAUGGCUACAUCGAUCCCUAUAAUCAUUUACGUGCCACACAUUAUGUUGCUGAUUCGCACGGCUACCGUACAGUUGAACCAGAAAAGCCCGUUGAAGUAUUUCCAGUGGCUGAUGGUGCCGGCUUAGGAGUGUUACUGCAAUGGCAUGAAUUAUACUUCCCAAUUGGCUGCGGUAAAUUCGAGGGUGGCGUGCGUCCUGAAAUUCCCUACUUCAUAGUGGAUGAAUCAAAACCACCAAAUUACACACCAGGUUUUUCGAAAUUCUCUUCUAACGUCUUAAAGGGCUCUGAUCAAAAAAGUUUACCCAUACGUUAUGGCGAUGGUACUUCAAAACGUGUCUCUGUAAGCACAGGUCUUUUUGAUACUGGCAAAGGUCAUACAUAUACACAUACGCCUGGCGUAGGCGCACCAUCAUCGCAAUCAAUUGCAGCACUUAGACCAGGUGGAAAUGGAAACUACAAUGAUAAUUCAGGACAAUAUGUACAUGUAGAUAACCCUUAUGAUCACAUUGUAGGAGCUCAGGGUACAGAUAAUAAUGAUCAAGGCGGCGUUGGCGGCGUUGGAGGAGUAGGUGGUUUCGGUGGUAAUGGUGGUAAUGGAGGUUUUGGACCAAAUGGACCCAAUGGCCCUGGAGGCCCAGGUGGACCCAAAGGUCCUAAUGGACCACCAGGCCCUAACGGACCACCUGGUCCACCUGGACCACCAGGUCCUUAUGGCCCAACUUCACCAGGUAGCUUUGGACCACCAGGACCACCCGGACCACCAGGCAAAACAUAUCCAGGACCCCCCGGACCUCCAGGACCUCCAGGACCAACUGGUCCUGGAACCCCAGGAAAACCAUAUGAUUACCCCAUAGGCAAUGGUUUUCCUGGGGUCGUCGGAUACGAGAAAGAUAACGGUAAUUAUAAUGAUAGUGAUGAUCGCUUUAAAGGUAUUAAUGAAAGUAAAUAUCUACACGAUGAUUCUGGAAAAUAUGUUCAUUCCGAUGAUGGCAAAUAUGUUCAUAUUGAAGGCCCAACAGGUCCACCAGCACCCCCAUAUGUUCAUAUUGUAGGACCAAAUGGCGGUGAAGGCGGUGUUGGCGGUGAUGGUAGAGGUGGUGGUGUCGGACCAGGCGGACCCGGAGGACCAAAAGGUCCUGGCGGACCAAAAGGACCACCCGGCCCACCCGGACCUCCCGGACCACCCGGACCACCAGGCCCAAAGGGACCAACUAAACCAGGACCAUACGGACCAUAUGGACCACCCGGCCCACCCGGACCAAACGGACCCACUAAACCAGGACCACCAGGACCACCCGGCCCACCAGGACCAACCAGACCAGGACCACCAGGCCCACCAGGCGGUUAUCGUCCAGGACCACCCGGUCCUCCAGGCCCAACUUAUCCAGGACCACCUGGCCCAAUAAAUCCAGGUCCUCCAGGUCCCCCAGCUCCCCCAAAAGAUCCCAGAGAUUCACAUUUCCAUCAAGACGGCUAUUUGCCACCAGUUCAUAAUGGUAAAGUAAUUACUUCUACUAUUAAUAAUUCAUUAAAUACUGGGGUAAUACCACCUCAAGUAACGAAAACAACCACUACCACAACCAAUACACAAACAUCUUUUGUGCCAAAAUAUACAAAAAAUAAUGUAACCACUUCCACCACUACUACCACAAUAACAAAUUCAAAUAAGCAAACUUUUUUCAGCAAUGUUAAUAAAACUAUACUAACCUCAAAUCCUCCUUUUUCUCCUCCUAAAACAAUCACUACAACCACCACAAACAAAUUUGUUCCCGUGAAUCCACCAACCAUAUUCCACACAACAAACACAAACACUGAACAACACCAGGGCGUCGUAAUUGAGCAGAGCAAACCAUUAAAGACCAUUACAACAACGACCACAACUACAAAUCAAAAUUCUGGUAAUAAAUUUGGCUUUAAUAUUGAUAAAACUGUAACAAAUACACACAAUACUAACACACACACAUAUACGAACCCACAGACUGUAGAAAAGAUUACUACCACAACAAAUACCUUCCACAAACCAGAAACACAUACUGUAGAAAAAAUAACAAAAACCUACACAAAACCUCAAACAGUAGAAAAAGUAGUCACGACUAACACUUACCGUACGGACACGAAUACGUACACCAAACCGCAAAUAGUUGAGAAGGUCACCUCCACUAACACAAAAACCUUUAACACUAAUACUUUCACCACUAACACAAAUACAUUUAGCAAUCCACAAGCGAUUGAAAAAGUGAAAUAUACACCGCCAUUCCCAAUUGAGAAUCAACACAAGAUUGUCGAAAAGGUUACUGAAACCUAUGUACAUCCGGAAACUCCUAAAGGCCAAAUAACAGCAAAUUUUGUCAGCAACUAUGAUAGCAAGUCUCAAGAUAGGUAUAACAAGAAGACGACCACGACAACGACAUCUAAAGAAAAUACUAACAUCUUAACCAAUACCAAAACAAAUUCUAAUGUAACACCUCGUCCCAAUUCUACCCCAUUCCAUGUACAGAACAAUGAAAACUCGUGCUCAUGUAAUUCGGAUAAGACGCACUCAUCAAAAACCACAACAACUUCAACCUUUUCCUCCUCCUUCAACAAACCUACCUCCAACAAUCAAGAUUUCACCACCUCAACCGGUUUCACCGGUCAGGCGAAUUUUGGCAGCAUAAUGAACUCCAUGUCUUUGCUACAACAAUUACCAGUCUUUCCAGCUGCACCCGGUUAUCCAGUAUCUUAUUCACCAGAUAAAAUACCCAAAGGUGCAGUUGUUGCUUUUAUGCCAGUAGUAAUAUUACCACCAGAAGCGUAUACCAAUUGCGAUGAUAACAAUCACCAGUUCCAAUACAAUAUCGAUUCCACACCAUUAGGAGUGCAACCAUCCGCUAUACCUUUCAGUUUUGGCCUAAACUCACUGUUUGCGGGGGGUGCACGUAAAGAUCAAUGCAUGUGUCCAUGCUCAUGUACGCAAAAUAUACCAGAGAGAUUACAUAAAAAACGGGACGCAGACACAAACGACAUACCAGUGCCUGAAGUAGUAGCUGAGGAGACAAAACAGGAUGAGACUAAGGUUAAUAUCGACGAUAAAAACGAUUUAGGCACUACUGAAUUGCGCAGCGACGGCGCUGAGGAAAAAUUACAAGUAGAAGCGACAAACGAAAAACCUUCAACGACCACAGCGACUGCUAAUGAUGACAAAGCAGCAUUGGUUUAGAGACUUAAGUAGUAGUGCCAGUCGCUGUUGAUGAAACUUUGUGAACCAAUUAACAAAAAUUAAAAAAGACUAGAAAUGACGAAACGAUUUAAAAUUGAAAUUCCUGUUUACCCGUUAACCGUUUCUUGUAUCCAAUAUACAAACCUUCUGCAAUAAAACUUGCUUAGUCCCAACAUUCGACAACGGUUACGCACGUUCCUUACAAAUCAAUCCUAGUCCAAUAUAUCCUGUUAAAAAAAUCUCCAAAUAUCCUGCCCGUUCCUGUUCUGUUCCCGCUCCGUCCUGCUUCAUGAUCCCGUGUAAUCCUUAACAAUGUUGCUCAUACUAACUAUGAGAUUAAAUUGAUAUUAGUCUUUUAAGCUCUUUAUCUAACCAUAAUAUAAAUAAGAUUUAUAUCAAAGAAAACUUUAACGAAGUCAAAUAAAAUGGUUACGAUAAUGUUAAUGAUAAUGAUAAUGCUGAUUAUGAAGUACAUUAUUAUGUUGUUAUAAACAAAAACUUUUGUAAAUUCAAAAUUUUUCCUCUAUUGUAUAUUUUUGUU
Messenger RNA from Teleopsis dalmanni, 4060 nucleotides. RefSeq names its product collagen alpha-1(I) chain-like. The transcript is spliced from 8 exons. Bases 79 to 3519 code for a protein of 1146 amino acids. The record is from RefSeq and is a predicted model, not a curated record. Lineage: Eukaryota; Metazoa; Arthropoda; Insecta; Diptera; Diopsidae.